GCCGGUCAAGCCUCCGUUGAUGAAGAGCCUUGAGAAACUGACGCAUGACCACGAAGAGAAGGCCAAGAAGCUGAUCAAGGCACGCCAUCUGCAUAGCAAAGCCGAGGAGGACGUGAAAGCCCUAGUCGACGGACAUUACCCGAAUGGUAUCAGAGCGUUCAGGUCGCCUAUCCACCAAGUUGAAUUGGACUCGAUUUGGGAUCGGUGCGCGACCGACGCCUACCAGUUCGAUUUGUUGGGCACGGCGUGGACUGUGCCCAAACAGGCAACGCGCAGGGAGGCCAAGAGGAUCAUCCACAUGGCCCACGCCCAUGCGUUGCGCAGCAUCGAUGCCGAAGCCUUGCAGGAGAGCGUGCAGCUGGCCAUGGAACCGGCCUCCAAGCAGCAAUUCAUGAACGAGUGCCAGGGGAUGGUUGACAAGGACGCUGUCUCCCACAUCGCCUCCACGAUCGUCGACAAAAAGUUUUCGAACUUGGACCAGCAGGCCCUUGGUGCCAUGGCUGUGGACGCUUCGGCCCCGAACGAGACGACCACCGGCGACCAGACCGACGCCACCUCGAAGUUC
Molecule: messenger RNA, 565 nt
Organism: Prorocentrum cordatum
Lineage: Eukaryota; Dinophyceae; Prorocentrales; Prorocentraceae
Source: the annotation of a GenBank genome assembly